Fulvia fulva is the source of this 1056-nucleotide messenger RNA. RefSeq lists its product as uncharacterized. The record is from RefSeq and is a predicted model, not a curated record. Lineage: Eukaryota; Fungi; Ascomycota; Dothideomycetes; Mycosphaerellales; Mycosphaerellaceae. Bases 1 to 1056 code for a protein of 351 amino acids. The transcript has a single exon.
AUGAAAGAUAGUAGUAUCAUGUACGACACGGACAACCACGUUCUGUGCGAAUACACUGCAAGACCUGGGUGGUUCGACCUCGAAGAUAUAGACGAGCGAGGCCUGCCUACCCGGUUCAUACGCCACAAUGCUGCCGGCAAAUGGAAGUUCUGGACUCAUGGUCAUGAUUUUACUGCUGGCGCUAUGCGGAGCUACGUGACAUCUUCUGGUACCUGCUCACUUGACCUAGGAGUUCCCACGUUUGCACGGCAUGAAAACAUCAUGUUACGCGAAGCUUACCGUGGUAUGCCACCACGGCCGGACCUCCCCAUAGAGCGGCUAUGGGAGCGGUAUCAACAUUUGGUCCUUCGUCAGGACCGCGAUGACUCUGCUAUCAAGGCACUCUUAAAGAAUCUGUCCGAGGAAGACUUCCAGAUCAACGAUAGUGUCGACAAGUUUCUGAUGGAGAAGCAUACCGAGAUGGCGUGCGAUUUGAAGGGCAAGCGAGACCUCCUCACAGGGAAUGUCGCACGCCUGGUGACCGUCGAACAUGACGAUAUCGUCGCCGCCUUGGUUCGUGGGAAGAGCUAUGCUAAGACUAUUGUCAUGGGCCAUCCGAAUCCUGAUGCAGAUUCCAUCGUGAGCGCUGUAUCUGAGGCUGCACGGCGUACGCUGCUCGACCCCGACCAACCUUGCAUGCCGUAUGCUGAGUCGAUGCCUCCGGAAGUUGCCCACAUCUUGGGAUCUGAGCUUGCAGACAUCGUUGUCGCCUCGGCCUUCAAUGCGGACAACGAAGUGGUGCUGGUUGACUGUCAAAGCUCACCUGAUCUCAGAAGAAACCUGGUGAAAGCUGUCGUUAACCACCAUCCUGUCACCACGGAGUUCCCAUACUACGUAGCGCGCAGCUCUGAGGUCUCAUGGUCCACGACCUUACAAGUGUAUUUUAAGUACCUGGGCUCCGGCUUCGAUCUCGGACCAUUGGCUGCUAAAGUGCUCGCUGAGGCAACGAUAGUAGAGGCCGAGCCCGAGCUCAUGGAGACGAUGAGCACGACCGACAAUUUGGCCAUGACCGCCUGA